AUGUUCAUCAAACUGGGUCUUUUCCUCGCUUUGGCCGCCAUUGCCGUCGCCUACCCUUCGAAUCUCGACGCCCUCAACGCUUAUGAAGAUGAAUUCAAUGGAGAUUUGAAUCAAUAUGUACCUUUGGAGGACGUUGAUGAGUAUGAACCGUUGUAUUUGGUGCGUGCCCGCCGUGAGAUCCAAAUUGAUCCUCAUAUUAACAAACAAGACGGUACCACCAACGCCGGCGGGUCAGUCACUCACCGUGGGGAUAAUCACGAGGUGACUGGUCAUUGGAACAAGAAUGUCGCUGGUCCCGGUAGGUCUAGGGCUAAUUAUGGUGUUCGCGGCAGUUUCAAAUGGUAA
This is a messenger RNA of Dalotia coriaria, 345 nucleotides long. Its product is annotated as rhinocerosin-like. Gene Ontology annotation, biological process: defense response to bacterium. The record is from RefSeq and is a predicted model, not a curated record. Bases 1 to 345 code for a protein of 114 amino acids. The transcript has a single exon. Gene Ontology annotation, cellular component: extracellular region. NCBI's taxonomy places the organism in Eukaryota, Metazoa, Arthropoda, Insecta, Coleoptera, Staphylinidae.